This is a messenger RNA of Sinocyclocheilus anshuiensis, 1463 nucleotides long. RefSeq names its product partitioning defective 6 homolog gamma-like. Gene Ontology annotation, biological process: regulation of cellular localization; centrosome cycle; establishment or maintenance of cell polarity. NCBI's taxonomy places the organism in Eukaryota, Metazoa, Chordata, Actinopteri, Cypriniformes, Cyprinidae. Gene Ontology annotation, cellular component: apical plasma membrane; nucleus; cell cortex. The transcript is spliced from 3 exons. The coding region runs from base 154 to 1398 and encodes 414 amino acids. The record is from RefSeq and is a predicted model, not a curated record. Gene Ontology annotation, molecular function: protein binding.
UCUGGGAAGUGUCGUAGUUUCCGUGUUCUCCCGUCUUUUGACAAGCCAUUCCUCCUGUUUUUCCGCGUCUUCAGUGAUGCGAAAACGUAACGCUAUUUUGUCAUGUUGAGAGUGUUUGGCGGUUAGUGGCUCGUUGACCGCUCAUCGGACAACAUGAACCGGGCACUUAAAAAGUCUCAGUCUCUGCGUUGCUGUUCGGUCCUCGAGGUGAAAAGUAAAUAUGGAGCAGAAUUCAGGAGGUUUUCCCUGGACCGCUGUGAGCCUGGCAGGUUUAAAGACUUCCACAGGCUCAUUGUGCGUUUACAUCACUUAUGGCAAAUGGAUGAUGUCCUUAUCGAAUAUGCGGAUGUCCAAGGAGAGCUGCUGCCCAUCAAUAAUGAUGACAACUUUUGCAAAGCUGUGACCUCCACACAAUCUUUACUGCGUAUCUUCAUUCAGCUUCAAGAGGAAGCUGACCAGGAUAUCACAGGUGCUGAAGAUACAACAAAACGAAAGAAACCUGUCAGCCAGAGAAAAACACCAUUCCAGAUCAGCAUGCCACAGAACUUCCGCCCUGUUUCGUCUAUCAUUGACGUGGACAUCAUACCAGAAUGCUACCGAAGGGUGCGUCUGUAUCGCCAGGGCUCGGACAGACCUCUGGGGUUUUACAUUCGCGAUGGUACCACUGUCAGGGUUACUCCAUACGGUCUGGAAAAGGUUCCGGGCAUCUUUAUCUCCCGCAUAGUUCCUGGAGGACUGGCGGCUUGCACGGGACUGCUGGCCAUUAAUGACCAGGUCCUGGAAGUGAAUGGUAUUGAUGUUAUGCGGAAGUCUUUGGAUCAGGUAACCGACAUGAUGAUCGCAAACAGCCACAACCUCAUCAUCACAGUGAAACCCGCAAACCAGCAUAACAACAUAAGGCGAAAAAGCUGCAGUUCCUCAAGCUCGGGACACUAUUUUGAUAGUACGCACUCCGUAAGCUUUCCAGGGCUACCUGUGAUAAUGAAAGCUUAUGGUUUAGGUAAUGGCUCUGAGAGCGAAGAGGAUGCAGAUGUGGUUGUCGAGAGCCCCAACAAGCACCUGUCCCGACAUCCGGGUUCUUCAUCCGCCUCUCAUUCUUUUCAGCCAUAUGUUAAUAUUUGCUACAGGCCCCAAGUUUCUGCCAGAUGGCCCAACUCGCUCAUUUCGGCUGCGUCCUAUCACUCUCAGCCUUGUCUCGCUCAUACAGCUCACACUGACCACAGCGUCCCUCUUCACAGGCAUCGGACCUCCCAACAGCAUUUCGGCUGUAAUCCAGCCAUCAGACAGGGAAGCUCCAGUACCCAUGACAUUCUAAACACGUGGCAUGUAGAUCUGAGUCGCCAUUUACUGUUUCCCCAGGGGGCAAUGGAGGAAGAUGGAAUUGUUGUUAUUUUGUAAAAGAUAAACCAAAAAUACACCACCCAUUUUAAAUUGUGCACUUUUGGGUGAACUAUGCAUUAAAU